Molecule: messenger RNA, 1681 nt
Organism: Hermetia illucens (black soldier fly)
Lineage: Eukaryota; Metazoa; Arthropoda; Insecta; Diptera; Stratiomyidae
Product: probable cytochrome P450 6g2
Exons: 6
Coding region: 78-1631 (517 amino acids)
Biological process (GO): response to DDT; insecticide catabolic process
Molecular function (GO): monooxygenase activity; iron ion binding; heme binding
Source: RefSeq, a predicted model, not a curated record
GGAAAGUUCGUAUUCCAUAUCAAAAAAGAACAAAUGAUAAAACUGUUGAUUUGGGCAGCGAAAUUUGGAUAUAUAUAAUGUUCUUUCUGCUCAGCGAAUUCACCUUUCUACUCAUAACGGCGGCCACUCUUCUAUACAUUUACGCACGACAUGUCAAUAAUUACUGGAAACGUCAUAACAUCCCCUACAUCCAGGGAACCCCAUUUCUUGGUAACAUCGCUGAUUUAGUGUUCAUGAAAAAAAGUUCUUCCGAGUGGAUUGUUGACCUUUACAAUCAUAAGGAUGCUGUCAACCACCCAUUCGUCGGCAUCCAUGUCUUCCAACAGCCAGCUCUCCUGAUACGAGACCCCGAAUUGGCCAAAGUAUUUUUGAUUAAGGACUUUGAAUGCUUCCCAAAUAGGCAUUCACGACUUUCAAAACGGGUGGACCCACUUGGGGCCCAAAUUCUCUUCUUUCUGAGAAAUUCGACAUGGAGGCAGUUUCGACUGCGAAAUUCGCCUAUGUUCACUGGAAGCAAAAUGAAAUCGGUAUUCCCACUUAUUGCUGAGAUUGGUCAAAAACUCGAUAGGCGGUUAACCAAGCUCACAAAGGAAAAGCCUAUUGUUCAUGAAAUCCAUGAUUUAGCGUCAUUCUUCACGGGGGAUGUUAUCGCAAGCGUUGCUUUCAAUAUAAAUGCCAAUAGCAUUGAAAAUAGGAACAACCCAUUCCAUAUCAUAACAUCGAAAGUAUUCGAAUUCAGCAUACAUCGCAGUGCAGCAAUGGCAGCCGCAUUUUUCAUACCUUCGCUGAGUGAAAUUAUGCGGGCAAGGUUCUUCCCAGAUGUAACUGCGAAAUUUUUAAGAUCAGCUAUUGUCGAUGUAAUCAAUGAUCGAGAGAAAACAGAAGCCCGAAGGAACGACGUUAUUGAUAACCUUAUCAAUUUGAAGAGACAAAUAAAAGAGAAAACUGGUGAGGAUGUUGCCAAAGGUGAUGCCGAUCUGUUAUAUGCCCAAGCCGCCGCCUACUACACAGCAGGUUUUGGAACAACCGCCUCCGCAUUAGGUUUUAGUCUGUUGGAACUGGCGAAACAUCCUGAAUGUCAGGAGCGACUAAGAAAGGAAAUCCAUGACGUACUUUUGCAAUAUGAAAAGAAUAUCUGCUAUGAGGCUGUGAUUAAAAUGGAAUAUCUCCACAUGGUUAUUUACGAAGCCAUGAGGUUCUACCCCACAUUACCAUUUUUGGAUCGAGAAUGCACUUUAACCGAUGGACGCACGCAUUUUUCAAUGGAGCCUUAUAGCGAUUUCAAAAUACCAAAUGGUAUGCCUGUUUACAUUCCAGCAUACGCAUUGCAUCGGGAUCCAAAGUACUUCCCGGAACCGGAUAAGUUCGAGCCGGAACGACAUUCCCCAGAAAAUAAAAUGAAAAGACCGGCCUGCACCCUCUUACCAUUCGGCGCGGGACCACGUAAUUGUAUCGGUGGAAGGUUGGGCUUACUUAUCGUCAAAAUAGGUCUUGUUUAUUUCUUGUUGAAUCACAAAGUCAUGGCCAAUGGACAGACCCCAAAGCAAAUAAAACUAGAUAAAAGAGCGAUGAUAAUACAGUCGGAGGAUGGGCUCUAUUGUGAUAUUAUACACGACCCUAUAUUCAAAUGAGAGUUAAAUAAAGUUAAAUUAAGUCGGUAUUUACCUAAACUUAGAGAACA